Symbiodinium sp. CCMP2456 is the source of this 210-nucleotide messenger RNA. Lineage: Eukaryota; Dinophyceae; Suessiales; Symbiodiniaceae. The record is from the annotation of a GenBank genome assembly.
GAGGCGCUUUCCGCUUUCCGGGAUCUGAGCCAUCCUGUAGGCGAGGCCACUGCGCUGCUGGCGGUGAGCCAUGCAGCUUUGGAUGCAGACAUACAAGGUGCACAGUCAGCUGCCAACCAGGCGCUGAAGCUCUUCCGCGAGCUUGGCCACCUGAAGGCUCUAAAGCGAGGGCUCUUGCAGGUUGAGCCAUUGAAGGACUUGAAGGUUUGA